AAAGGUAAUAAUGAAAACAACAUACUGUCACUUAACGUACAUUUGACAUUUUGCCAAAAAAGCUCACCACUCCAGUGGGCCCUCCCAUAAGGAGGAGGUAUAUAAAAGCUAUCACUUGAUGUCUGUUUCAUCACAACUGACACAUGCACUCACUUCUGCUAUGAAAGGCAGCAGAAGUUCAUACAAACUAUUUCUGCACUAGAUCAGAUUAUCUUUUACGAGCAUUUUUCUGUUGGAGACGAUCAACUUUAAUCAAUAGAUAAUCCAUUUUUUCUUUAUGAGGCAGUGCUGACAAAAACAUCACUUUCUGAUUUGGAUCUUGUUCCAGUCUUUCGUCACCAUUGUAACCUUACAAUGAUGAUAAGCAUUGCUUUGAUCUGGGGAGUAGUGGUUGGAUUUUGUUGCCUUCUGUGGCUUGCAUUGGGGAUAAGACACAGGCAAGCUGGUGAGCCUGUCCUUGAAAAUGGUUUAAUUCCCUACCUGGGCUGUGCUUUGCAAUUUGGUGCAAACCCUCUUCAAUUCCUUCGCAGCCGCCAAAAGAAGUAUGGUCAUAUUUUCACCUGCAAGAUAGCAGGCCAGUACAUCCACUUCCUUUGUGACCCCUUUUCCUACCAUUCAGUCAUCAGACAGGGGAGACACCUCGAUUGGACAAAAUUUCAUUUUGCUACAUCUGUUAAGGCAUUUGGUCAUGACAGCUUUGACCCUCGUCAUGGUCACACCACAGAAAACCUCCAUCAAACCUUUCUGAGGACCCUUCAGGGGGAAGCUCUUCCCUCCCUGAUAGAAACUAUGAUGGGCCACUUGCAAGAUGUCAUGCUAAACUCAGACACCCUUAGUCCCAGUGAGGACUAUUGGGAGGUGGAUGGCAUAUUUGCCUUUUGCUACAAGGUAAUGUUUGAAGCUGGCUACCUGACUCUGUUUGGUAAAGAGCUUGGAGAAGACAAGUGCCACACCAGGCAGGAAGCACAAAAAGCCUUGGUCCUUAACACUUUGGAGAAUUUUAAGGAGUUUGACAAGAUUUUCCCAGCUCUUGUGGCUGGCUUACCCAUCCAUGUCUUCAAGAGUGCCUACAGUGCCAGAGAGAACUUAGCAAAGACUAUGCAUGCUGAAAACUUGUCCAAGAGGCACAAUAUGUCUGAUCUGAUCUCUAUGAGGAUGAUACUGAAUGAUUCACUAUCUACGUUCAAUGACUUGAGCAAAGCUAGAACUCAUGUUGCUCUACUCUGGGCUUCACAAGCUAACACACUGCCUGCUACGUUCUGGAGUCUAUUUUAUAUGAUCAGGAGUCCAGAUGCUAUGAAAGCAGCUCAGAAAGAAGUGCAGAAAGUUCUGAGGGAUUCGGGUUUGAUAGUGGACCCCAAUGGGCCCAUGCUAAAUCUGACUAGACACCAGCUGGAUAAUAUGCCUGUUUUGGACAGCAUCAUGAAAGAAGCAAUGCGGCUUUCUAGUGCCUCUUUGAAUAUUCGGGUUGCCAAAGAGGACUUUCUGCUCCACCUUGACAACCAAGAAGCUUACCGUAUUAGGAAAGAUGAUGUCAUAGCCCUGUAUCCACCCAUGGUGCACUAUGAUCCGGAAAUCUAUGAGGAUCCCUAUGAGUAUAAGUUUGACCGCUUUCUGGAUGAAAGAGGUCAGGAGAAAAAUGCUUUUUAUCGUAAUGGUCGGAGGCUGCGUUACUUUUACAUGCCCUUUGGGUCAGGGGUCACAAAAUGCCCUGGACGAUUUUUUGCUGUGUAUGAGAUCAAGCAGUUUCUGACUCUGAUGCUGUCCUACUUUGACAUGGAAUUAUUAGACCCUGCAAUCAGAAUUCCUCCUCUAGACCAAUCUCGUGCAGGUCUGGGAAUUCUCCAACCAACCUAUGAUGUGGACUUCAGGUACAAACUGAAACAGAAAAACUAAACUCAGUUAUUACUGUGCUGGCUUACUGAAUUACAUACUGUGUAUAGUGUAAAGUUGAAAGUACAAUUAAGAUAUUUUACUGUGUAUAUAAAUAGAUUGAAUAGUUUUUUCCUGUUCUGUUUAUUUUAUAAAAUGAAGCUGUAGAUGAUGGGUUGCAUGGAAUCAUUAGAAAUUAUCACAUAUUUCAAUGUUUCCACUGGUAUUCUGUCAUAUUCAAUAUUUCUCAUAUUAAGAGCCAUGUAUACUAAAUAGUAAUAAUCAGUACUUGCAAACUCAACACAGUACAGUGGUUUAAACCUGCAGGUUUAGAAAACGGAAUAAACAAUAGGGGGACAUUAACAAAAUCGCUGAUAAAAAAUUUAAAUCAUAAUGUUAAUUGUUAAAGGCAGUAUGUAGCGCAAUUGCCUAAUAAAUCAAUGGAUACCGUUUCCGACCUUAGUUAAGCUUUUCUGUGUGGAGAUUACAUGCUUGCAAGAGCAUGCAUGGGUUUUAUGAGGUAUACUUUGGCCUCCGCUCACAGUCCAAAGACAUGCAUUAUUCGGUUAACAAUGUGUCUACUGUGCCCCCUGGUGUGAGUGGGGCUGCAUACUUGUUGGUGAUUAUUCUGGGGGCGCAGAACCUAGGCCCUCGUGAGCUAGUGACCUUUCAAGAGUCUGUCCCACCUAUCAAUCAGUAGUUGCAACAUAGAUGGACAUAAACUAUAAUAAAAAAGACAUAUGCUAAAUGCCUCACAAAACUGAUAUACUUAAAAGACAAUUGAAGAACACACUAAAGUGACACAUUAGUUUGCUUGUAAUUUUAAUAAUAUGGAGCAGCUAAAGGGUUAAAUGAUCUUUCUGCACCUCUUAAACACAAAAAGCUGGUAUGUGUGUCAGGAACAUGUUCCUUUUCUGUGAUUAACUAACUCACAAAUGAUAUGGUAUGUAAAAACAUUGAUCCAACGAUGUGGCAAAAGGUGGCCUUCUUGGAAAUAAAUACUGUGACUUUUAUAAUUUUCUGAA
This is a messenger RNA of Fundulus heteroclitus (mummichog), 2897 nucleotides long. RefSeq names its product cytochrome P450 7A1 (gene cyp7a1). NCBI's taxonomy places the organism in Eukaryota, Metazoa, Chordata, Actinopteri, Cyprinodontiformes, Fundulidae. The transcript has 8 exons. Gene Ontology annotation, biological process: cholesterol homeostasis; cholesterol catabolic process; bile acid biosynthetic process. Gene Ontology annotation, molecular function: cholesterol 7-alpha-monooxygenase activity; iron ion binding; heme binding. Bases 355 to 1896 code for a protein of 513 amino acids. The record is from RefSeq and is a predicted model, not a curated record.